ACUACGCGACUCUAUUGCAAAGGAGCCUAAUAAAUAAAACUAGCUGUUUGUUUUCCUAAAAAUACUUACAAAAUUGUCGUGGCGUCGACUGUGUGCCGUGCUAUCAGACGAAUUCGCUUUCGUAUAAGAGAACGUGAUUGAAAAAUACCUGACGUUGAUCUUUCACCCUCCUGAACGGGAAAAACACAAAACAAUGUCUUCUGACAACCCAGUAAAUUGUACAAUUAAUGAGUUGAGGCCUAACAGGCGAUUUUUGGAUCCGAAUUUCGACUGUUACCGACUAGCGUCUGAUCAACCCCAAAUUCUUCAGCACAAAUUGAAGGAGAAGAUAGCAUCGCCGGCGGAGUUGACAACUGAUCAGUUCGGUCUAUGCCACGUCGAAUUACGAUCUAAAUUGAAUGCUCUAGUUUACGAUGUCUUUCAUCCGGGCUCAGUAUUCUAUAUUGCUCAAUAUAGCUUAUUCCAUGUGCGGUAUGAGAAUGAGCGUCUAUCAGAACCAAAUGUUGUGCUAUGUCUAAGCCCUAACAACCCGCCGGUCGAUGUCGAUCAAUCUGAAUCUAAUUUCCUCUUCGUGAACAAUGAAUUCGGUGUUAUAUUAAACCGGCAGGGAACAAUUGACCUGCUCAGGACAGAGCAGAGGCAACUUGGAAAGCCGUUCACUAAACUUCUGUCAUCGGAGACCGGCAUCAACGAAGGAGUUUUGUUGGCGGCCAAGGGCCGAGUGUGCCUUGAGAAUCAGUGCACCCAAGUCGAUAUCCUUAUCUGUUCCGUAAAAGAAAAAAAACCCGAUGAGUCGGCAGAAUAUCCGGAAACGGUGCAUUUUUUAUCGUGGCUCGACUGGUUGACCUUUGAAAGAGCCCCAGUGGCUGAAAGCGAGUCAAGUUCUACAGACUGGCAAUUAAACAGAAGAAGAAAGCUUUAUGGGACUGCUGUUCCAAAAUCUGCAACGUUUCUAUAUAAUUCUAGAGGAAGUCACCUGUUGAUUUGUUCCGAAUGCCAGUACAAAUUCAAGUACGAUUCAAAGACAGCCGUCACAGUAUCGAAGCAAGUCCAGUAUACUUCGGAAAAGGAUCUAACUUCUCCUGUAUAUACCUAUAUGCAAAACAACGAGGAUGUAGUAGUCAUGUUCCGUUUACAACCUGACACGUCCAAAAGAGAUGUGAACGUUGACAUCAAACCAUCCAGCAUUGAGAUCAAAAUUUGCGGAGAAACAGUUCUCGAUGGCGUGCUGGAGGCAGUUGUGGACUCGGGCGCUUCUACGUGGUCCAUAGUAGACGAUAAAUUAGAGGUGACCUUGGUGAAAUGUCGAGCCCAGCGCUGGCCGCGUGUGGUAAAGGGCACUACAAAAGGAGAGGAAGUCUUUGAUGCAGCUUAUCUUGAUGAAGUCGGUAUAAUGUUCUAUCGGACUCCCUUAUGAGCAGAACUAAAUGAUUCAUAGCUUUAUUCACUGUAAAUCAAAGGAUUCCUUUUUGGACGAUUUUCAGGUUAAAGCGUUUUACAACUCCCGGCUAGUGUUUGGAGUCAAUUUUGAAUCGACAGCGUUAUUUGAGCUUGCAUAGAAUAGUCAUUCAGUUCCAUUACCUGCACAGCCUUAUAUGCAGUAUAGAUUAAGGGAAAUAAGAAAUUAUUAGUGAAGCCAAUAGCUGUAUGUAUGAUUGUCACGCCGCUUCAUAGGUCCGUCGGAAAAACGUCGGAAAACGGAAAGUUCUGCAAGACUCGCCUCCACUAGACUGCUAGCGUCGGUGUGUCUUUGAUGCUACAUAUAAGUUGAUUCCGAAGACUUGUUCACGUCAAAAGAAUAGCUGAAAAUCUCAAAUAAGAAAACGAACUAAAAUAAUAUGAAAAAUAAUAAGUGAAGCAAAUAAGUUGGUAGAUUCUUUCGAAAAAUAUUUCUUGUUCUAACUAUUUUUUAAUUGGCAAUUCGCAAAAGAUGCACGAACGCCUCCGCCACCUUACUGCCACUGAUGAUGACCUGGAAAAGGCAAAAUCAGGUAGACCAACUCAGGAAACGAGCGCCGGAC
Molecule: messenger RNA, 2021 nt
Organism: Varroa destructor (honeybee mite)
Lineage: Eukaryota; Metazoa; Arthropoda; Arachnida; Mesostigmata; Varroidae
Product: nudC domain-containing protein 1
Source: RefSeq, a predicted model, not a curated record